AUGAUCGAGAAAAGAAAGUCAAAAUUAUCUAUUAUAAACAACAUAAUGAAACCAAUAUCUCCUCCUCGGAGAAGGAGCAGCAAUGAAACAAUAGGGGAUCCUAAGAAGUUAUCCCGAGAUACUGCAAUUCUACCGCCACUUACAUUUCCAAAGAUUCCUCAGCUUGAUGGGUAUAUCAGGAGCGAUUAUGCGAACAGAGAAAGAAAAAAUAGCUUCAGCAACGGCAGAUGUGCCUUUUGUGAAGAGUUGCUAUCGGUGAAACUUGCAGGAGAAUUAGAAUUGCAGUUAACCUGUUCUCAUGCUUGUCACAAGUAUUGCUAUCUCGAAAUGAUGGAUAAAAACAAUUUGGAGUCACUACCUUUUUGCACCCAAUGCGAGAAAAAAACCCAGUGUGUUGAUGCAUCCAUUCAGGCUGGACUCAAGCACCAAAAGCUAGCUGAGUCUCUGUUACCAAACUAUUUCGAUAAGGGAUAUAGCCCAUUUGGUAUGGUGUUACACUCGAAGGAUUACGACUCGUUAGUUAAGUCUUCGGUAAGUGCGAAUGAAUCACAAUUAUUAUCACCAAUAUCAACACCCACAGGGAAUUGCUAUAAUGAAAAAUUGUACAAAGAAAUUCUCAAACCUAGAGUAACAGUUACCUCGGACGCUGCAAAUCGUGUUAGUAAUGGGACAUAUGAUUUGGAUUGUUUAAUAAGUGUGAAACCGCCGCAAAUUUCGGAUUGUUGCUGCGAUUCAUCUGAGGAUAAGGCCAUUAAAUCCAGGAUCAUUCAAGAUAUAAAAACUAAACUAGCGUUGAAAGUCAGCAAUUGGAACGAUUCAUUGCUACCACUUGGUGAAUUAGGGGAUUUAUGGAUGUUUGAUUUCUUAGACAUAAGUUGUAAUGGAAUUGACUGGGACAAUAUAUCAGUUUAUUUCUUUAGUCACGCAAUCAUUUUGGUCGAUAAUAAUGGUACCCGUCUAAUGGGAGAAGUUUUAAUUAACCAAGACAUAAGCAGCAUAAAUCGGAUUGAAAAUGGGCUCAUUCUAAAUUUGAGUAAUGAGGCUCUUCCUGAGCUAUAUAUGAGACAUACUUGCUCAUUGAUUAUAUCCAAAUGGGAGUAUUAUUUAAUUCAAGCAGUGAAAAACAUUAAGACCGGGCAGAUACCUCUACUACAUACGACUACAAAUGCAUGGGAAUUGUUAGAGGAGUCUAAUAGAUCAAUUGAUGGUCUCAAAUUUUGCAACCUAUGGGAGAAAAAUUUAGAUGUAUCCGCAUCGUUGCUAACGAGAAUUAUGCCACCGGCAGAAAACAUCCCAUUGAAUAUUAAUGUAUCUAUAUCGUUGAUCAAUUGCACGGGCCUUAGCAAUCAUGAAUACAAAAUGAAUAUUAGUUCACUUCUACACAAGCUCAAGUCAAAUUUGAGACCAAUUGAUAAGUUUGGCUUAAUUUUCGUUGGUGUUGAUGGUUGCGGUAAACCGUCUAAUAGCGGGACGUUUAUAGGAUGCGUUAGUCCAUCCUGGGAUGGAUGGGACAAUAUUAUAAAUGAUAUUAGGGUUUUUGCCAAUGAAGACGAUAGGAAAUUCCCGAUAUUCGAUAAUGGGUUUGAAGAAAUGCUAAUUAGCUUUGAAAAAUACAAGAAAUUAUUGCCAUAUAUCCCAUCAGGACAUAAAAACAAUAAUAGGUUAAUAAUAUUGAACGUGAAUAAUUAUGACCUAUCAGAGCCUCAAAACUUUCUUGCAUCCAAAGUUAAGGAUAAAAUAAAUUAUUUGCAAGACAAGGAAAAUUUAACCAUAGACAUAAUCAGAAUUGGUAACUCCUACUCAAUAGAGGCUCAAGAGGUAUACAACUUGAUUUCAAUGCCAGCACAAAGUAAAGACACAUUAACUAUUGUAUUAGGAUCAAAAUUACUAAGGUUUAACACAUUUUCAGAAUUUGCUGAUUCGUUUGAUUUCAUAAUGGAGCAUAAACUUCAAUCAGGAUAUAUACCAUAUGUGACAAUCGACUUCGAGAAAAUUAGCGAUAUAGAAGGCUUAGUUUCGUUUUCAGAAUUGGAAAUAAAUGGGGAAAUGGUAUUUAUCCAGAGUAGCUUAAAAAAGUUGAAAGUUAUUAUUAAGAAUGUUUUCCCUCUGACGGAGCGUAAUAUAGUGAUGAAGUUAAAAUUGAACUUUUCGGAUGUGACCAAUUUAGAAAAGAUUAUGGAUUAUAAUAUUAUAAAUUAUCAAGCUCUGUGGAUGGAAGAAGUUAAUAGUUCCAAGUGUUUGAAGACUAAAGUUAGUGGGACAGGCAGCCCUCAUAUUCUUUUUUCUCAUGAAUCUGACGUCUCUUGUUCCCCAUUAGAUCAGAUAGAUAGCGAUACGUAUUUCGUGGAUAUUCCUUUGCUACCACCCUUAUCUUCUUCUAAAGAUCAAAGCUUUGCUAGAAGGAAAACGGAACUUGCAAUUAUCAGAUCUUUAAGGAUAGUAGAAUCGGCAUCUGUUGAUGAAGCAGAGAUUAUCAUAAGCCAUUUGAUAUCAUUAGUCUUUGGAAUUAUCAGAGGAUUCGAAAUCGAACCAGGAGAAUCGUACAAUAUAUUAGAACUGAAAUGCUAUUCAGAAAGACGUAAAUCUUUUAUGCUUCAUUUCGAAAAUUUUAAUAAUAAUAAGAGAUAUAUUCAGUGUUUGGUAGAAGAGCUCGAAUCUAUUAAUACCUUGUUUAAGCAAGAUCCAUACUCUGCUUCGGUCAGAUGUCAAGAUUUUGCUAAUUGGAUUACAUGA
This is a messenger RNA of Debaryomyces hansenii CBS767, 2733 nucleotides long. RefSeq names its product cyclin-dependent protein serine/threonine kinase inhibiting protein (gene FAR1). The transcript has a single exon. Bases 1 to 2733 code for a protein of 910 amino acids. The record is from RefSeq and is a predicted model, not a curated record. Lineage: Eukaryota; Fungi; Ascomycota; Pichiomycetes; Serinales; Debaryomycetaceae.